Molecule: messenger RNA, 1041 nt
Organism: Moesziomyces antarcticus
Lineage: Eukaryota; Fungi; Basidiomycota; Ustilaginomycetes; Ustilaginales; Ustilaginaceae
Product: NAD-binding protein
Exons: 1
Coding region: 1-1041 (346 amino acids)
Source: RefSeq, a predicted model, not a curated record
AUGGCGUCGUAUACGAGUAUCGCGCUCGACAUGCUUCGGCACUCUCCGCCGUCGCGCAGCUGCAAGCACUGGGAUCCAUCCACGAUGCCGCUUCUACAGGACCGCAUCGUCAUCAUCACGGGACCGUCGUCGGGGAUCGGGUACGAGACACUGCGACAGCUGGUGCUAUCCUCGGCACACGUAUACAUGUUUGGUCGCAAUCUGGAUAAGCUCCGUGCUACGGCGAGUACGAUUGCGGCCGAGUGCAGGCGAGAGUUGGCGGGGUUGGCUGUGGGGCAUGCUCGGUACGGGGCAGAGGUGGGGAGGAUGACACCUGUGCAGUGCGACCUGGGCAGUUUGGAUAGCGUCCAACGAGCCGUUGACGAGUUCCUGAGCAAGGAAGAGAGGGUGGAUGUGGUGUUGUGCAAUGCCGGUGUGAUGGAGAGCGGAAAGACGGUCGACGGGUACGAGAUCAUGUGGGGCACCAACGUGCUAGGCCACCAUGCGCUGCUUCGACUCUUAUUGCCCGCCUUGCAAGCAUCAGCCAGGUUGCGAAAUAGCGCCGUUACGGGCGAAACACGCGUGGUGCUUACGUCGUCCGAUACGCAUCGCUGGAUCAACAAACCCUCGCACCUCACCCCCGCCGGUCUGGACAACCCCGAUCGCGCAGGGCUGGGUUAUGUCCACCUCUACGGCCGAAGUAAGCUCGGCAACAUCCUCACCGCCAAAACCCUCGCCGCCGCUUCGGACGCACACAACUGGGGCAUCACCGUCGCCUCGGCCCACCCGGGUGGCGUGAAAUCGCAGCUGGGAUCCACGAAUUCGCUCCUCACGAGGCUCAAGAACUGGUUCCUUGUACCCGCCACCCUCGGCGCAGUUACGCAGCUCUGGGCAGCUACCGCCGCAAACAGCGAGCUCAUCCACGGCAGGUACUUGGUCCCCUGGGCAGCCGUGGGCGAGGAGAGCGACCUCGCCAAGGAUCCAAGCGUUGCACAAACCGCCUGGGACUGGUGCGAGCAACAGUGCACCAAGCACGGUCUCAACCUCCAAGACUGGCCCUAA